AUGCGGCCAAGGGGCAAUAUGGGGCGCUUCGUGGAAGCCAUCAUGGGCGGCAUGCAACGUGUGAAGCGCAUGGCUCCAAUCUUGCAAGACACGAAUUCAAAGCUGGGGUUUCUACAUCGCUUGGAUGUACCAAGUUCGGGACUGAUUUUGGUCUCCACCACUUACAGGAGCUAUUACGACCUUCGAUGGCAGUUGGCCACAGACGACCUCACCCGGGACUACCUGGUUCUGCUCCACAGCCUCUGCCCUUCCCGCUCCGUGCGCUGCCCUGUCACCUGGCCCCUGGCGUCCCUGCGACGCAAUGCGCGGACGCGGGUGCUGCCGGGCAGCCCGCGGGGAUGGCCCGCGCGGACGGAGCUGGUGCCGGAGUCCGUUGCGCAGCGCGCCGGCGACGUCUUCAGCCUCUGCGCCGUGCGGAUCGGCAGUGGACGCAGACAUCAGAUUCGGUGCCACUUGGCACACAUUGGCGCAGCCAGCGUGGCCGAUGGGAGAUAUAGCUCCAUGGCCACUUUGCAGCGAGAUCUCACUUGGUGCCCGCGGAACUUUCUGCAUCGCUGCCGUCUCAGCUGGCUCUCCAGGCGAAACCGCCGUGUGGAGGUCCUUGAUCCUCUGCCUUCCGACCUGCGCCAAGCGCUGCAAGCACUGCACGACUUAGGUGCUGGCGCCCCGUUCCAGACUGCCUGCUUCACCCCGCAUGGCUGUCCCAGGUAUGAUGCCCAGCUCAUUCGGCUCAAAGAUUGUCGGGAUCUGAGGGAGUUGAACCAAUGGCGGGAUUCCAGUGGUGGCUUCCCCUGUCAGAGUCAGUUGGAUACCGAUGACUUGGACGACGAGGAGCGAAAGGCCUUGGCGGAGGUCUCCAAGAAGCUGGGCGGUGACAAGACGCUGGCGCUGGUGGCGAAGGGCUACUACCACACGCGGCCAAAGACCCAAGAAGCGCCAUCUCCUCCGCGCAUUUCUCCUGAAGAAGCCCAGGCUCAGGACAAGUUCGAUCGCGACGAGGCCGCGCUUCCGGGCUUGGCACCCCAAGCCCUGGAUCCAAUACCAACCCAAUGGCUGGCUCUCGCGGCUGUGGUGCUGCAAGCGGCGCGGCUGAUGUCGGCGACGCCCCAAACGACAUGGCGGGACGGACGAGAAAAGGUGGACAAGUCCUCUGGGGAUUACCUCAAACGAGGUGUGACGCGGAUGACCCACCAUCAAAGCUCAGAUGUGACGUUGCGCUCGGAGCGCGAAGAGCUGGUGGAGCUGAUCACCACGGCGGGCAACGGCAGCCUGAUGCGGGGCUGGAGGACCACCUUGGACACCGAGGGCGAGUUGCAGGGGGCCCAUGGUGCAACGGAUGUGCUGCUGUGGGAUGACGUGAAAGACCUCGACCAUUUGCAGCUCAGUGAAAUUGCUCCAAAGGAGGGUCCGGCAGCCCAAAAGCAGAAAUGGAUCAAGGAGGAAUUUGGCUCACCUGCUGGAUUUUUCAGCGCGCUGGAUGCCAACAAGAAAGGGAAGGUGGCGCGGCACAGCUUCGUGUCCUUCUGCGUGAACCGCAGCUUCAAAGCCUCGGAAAGCGACAUCAAUCGCGUCUUCGAUUGCAUCGACACAGGUGACAUUGGAUUCAUCCUCAAAGAGGAUUGUAUCUUUCUGGAGGUAGACCCAGCCAUUCGAUACGAAGAGCGACAACGCGGUGGUGUCGUCAAGGAGUGGAAAGACCAGGCGGCCCUAGAAUUCCUUCAGAACGCCAAGACGGGGAUUCGGGGCCUACCUGGCGAUUGUAGUAUUGCCUUGCCGGACCGACAUCGAUUGGCCCCUAGACCUUGGCAGGCUGGAGCUUUUGAGCAGAUCCCCAUGGUGGUGUGCCAGCGGCGUCAGGAAAGGGAGCGGGAAGCCCGUUACAAACAAAAAUUCGCGCGUGCCACGUUUUUGCGCCAACUGCGCACGGCCUACGGCAAUGAGGUUCGAGGCCUCCGACGUGACGUGAAUCCGGACGGUGUGGCACUCGGCGGCCCGGUUGACACCUCAGAUCGGAACUUUCGGGAGCGACAUCCGGCGCCCUUGGGACCACAGAGCUUGGCUCAAGAAUUUUGGCCACUGGACGACUUGGCCUCGCGUGGCCGCAUGGCCUCUAAGUGCAACAAAAUCCGCGAAGCCUCAGAGGCCUUCAAGCACGCUCAAGAGAGGAGGUGCGAAGGCUGGCUCACAGACAAAAAUCUCUGUGAUGCCGUGGCUGUCGUAGGCCCUGAAGGGUACCGUGUGCCAUUCCUUCGGGCACCCUUGGCCAGCCUCUCCAUGCCGCUGAAGGCUGCAUUGUAUGGUGAAUUUCAGGAAGGCCAAACGCAUGAACUUACCUUGAAAGAUGUGGCUGUUGACGCCUUCGAUGUCAUGAUCCGGACUGCAUACAAUUUGGAGCCCAAGCUUACUCCUGUGAGGGCCCUACGCGCAUUUGUAGCUGCGAAAUUGUAUAUCAUAGAUGAUCUAGAGGCAUACUGCUUGCAUUACUUGGAAUCUUCGGAAGAUGUGGACGGCCCAGCAGCUUUGCAGAUACUCAACGAGUCCUUGCAACUUUCCAUGGAUUUGCCAGAAAACAUACAAUGUAAAUGUUGGAGCACAGUUUUGACAGAGAGCCUCAAGAUUGUGCAGUCGCCAUUCUUUCUUGAAACUCAUGGUUCCAUCAUAGCCAUUUUGAUCAAAUUGGACGAAUUCUACGUCUGUGAAGAGACACUUUGGGAGCGCUUGGUGGAGUGGUCUGCAGCAGCUGUUCAGAAACCGGACUUGUUGGGUCCGUUUGAUACCACACCACCCGAAGAUGGAGUAGAUCGGAAGGUUGCGAUUUUGCGAUUGAUAUCCCCGCACAUCCGCUUCACCCAAAUGAGCAAGGAUUUCUUCGUUGACCGGGUGAGAAAGUAUUUGAAUCGCGAAGAAAGUGACGCUAUCACUGACUACUUCCUCCUGGGCCGCCAGGCGGAUGGAUUGUUGAUCAACCAGCGCGUUGGUCUAGAUCCAAAAAUCGAACCCAUGACCUGGAACUGGCAUGAAAUCCCCAUACCCUGGGGUGGUGAUUUACCCGAGAAUCCCAGGAAGGUCACCUUUGAGAAAGCAGCAUGGGUCACCAAGGUGGAGCUGAUCUUUGGUAGCUGGGACGAUGUGGAUGAGCCACCAACAUGGUACGUUUCUGCGGCAGGGCAUACCUUUCAGGAGAGAACAUGCGAAUUGGAGAAUGAUAAGAUCAAGAGCGUCAUAGAUAUCAGUCUUCAAGACCCAUGCGAUGAAUUGAUCAUCGAACUUAGUGGAAUGGUUGGCAAUGAUCCACCGGAAACAGUAAGAAUCCACGACUACGACUUCAUAGAAGUGAGGAGAGCACAGCUGGAAAUGGCCACCGAGCUGGCAAAGCGAUUGUCAACAGAUUUCUGUCUGACACCCAGCUCGGCCACAGUGGAUUUGCCGGUCCAUAUCUCGGACCUUUGGUCCUCGCUGGACACCGAUGGCGAUGGACGUGUGCGGAUGGAGGAACUAUGCUCGCGACGGGCAGAAUCAUUAGCCAAGUUCAAGGCCUGGACUCUGCGACGCUUCGGCCGCGCCGUAGGGCUCUGGGACUCCCAAGAAGCGCUCCGCGCGCGCGCGCGGCGCCGGGCGCAGGGCUCUUGGGUCUCGGAGUCGAAGAUGUUGGCCACGUCCUUCGGCGAGGCCCUGAAAGAGCUGGGUUGGCCCGGUGCCUAUGAUCCGGAGGAGAGAUUGUAUGUCUUCACGUCCUUGGACUCCAUGGGAUGCAACUUGAUCACCAUCCAAGACCUGGAGUGGCUGGACAGGUGCGGCACCGGUGUAACGGUGCAAGGCUGCGAGGCCUGGAGCUGGGUUUAA
This is a messenger RNA of Cladocopium goreaui, 3843 nucleotides long. Lineage: Eukaryota; Dinophyceae; Suessiales; Symbiodiniaceae. The record is from the annotation of a GenBank genome assembly.